AUUGGAGAAGAGAAGCGGAAGCGCGCAGUGAGGGGCGAAGUCGGUGGAGCUGAUCGGGCGGUGCCGCUGCUGUCCGGUAUUGAGAUUCCCAUCGGUUGACCAUGUUCACUUGUGAUAUCUGUGGACAAGAUGGCCUGUCUGAGCCAGACAUGAAGAUACACAUUCUUAUUGCCCAUGACGAAAAUGAGUGCAGCUGUCCAUUCUGCAGCCUGGAUGGAAUAAACUAUGAUGAACUGAUGGUCCAUAUAGACAUUUCUCACAAUGAGACAGAACCCAUCCACAAUGGAAAUUUAACUGGUAAAGACAAUUAUCUACAUUCCUCCAUGUGGACUAAUGGGAUGUCCCAGUCCAAAGUUGAAAAUACCUUAGGCCACAAAGAAUCAAAGGUGGAGAGGGUAAAAGAGACAAAAUCUGAAGAAUUUCCAAUGUCCAAUUCUAAUUCUGGGUUUAAAAAACUAGAGAGACAAAGUUUACCCAGAAAGAGGGAAUCUGGAAGAUCAGUGCUUUCAGAUACUUCCUGUGGACAUUUUUCUGGAACUGUUCAAAAGCAACCAGAGAAAGAUCAGCAUCGAAAAAGAUCAGAAAAGAAAGGAAUGUAUGGUAGUUCUGAAGAAUUUGGGAAGACUGAUGCCCCUGAAUGUCCUUUUUGUGGUUUAUUGGGAACUUCAGGAGAUGAUCUGAAUGAACAUGUUAAAAUCCAACAUGCAAAGUUGAUGGAAAAUCCCUCAAAAGGUUGUAGGAAGGAGGCAGUGUAUCCAUGUCCCAUUUGCAGCCUGGUCUUUGCAAGUUGUCAGAUACUGCAGGAACAUGUGGAUUUGCACUUAGCGGAGAACAGACCUGAAGAAUUUCUCCUGGCUGAUCGCCAACUAGCCCAAAAACUACAAGAAGAGGAGGAAAGACUGAGGAGGUUAAAUGAAGCAAAGAGAGAACAAGUGGAAUUUCAGAAACUUCAGAUGCAGUAUGGUUUAGAUAACCAAGGAGGAUACAAACAACAAGCAUUUCAGAAUAUGGAGCGGGCUGUGGAACGUGGUCAAAUGAAUCCUGCAGAGUACCAUCGAAGGAGAGCAGCAAUAAUGGAGUCAUUAGCAUUGGGGGAAGAUGAUGGCAGAACUAAGACUUCAGGGUUGAUAAAAGCAUUGAAUGAAUAUUACCAGAGAUGUGGUACAGAAGUACGACGUGUCUUUUUGUGUGCCGAAACCAAUCAUUAUCAUGCCUCGAUAGGAGAUAAAGGCUGGGGAUGUGGAUACAGGAAUUUACAAAUGCUCCUCUCCUCAUUUAUGAAGAUAGAACAAUUUAAGCAUCAUUUACAUGAUAUGAUGGUGAUUCCUUCCAUUCCAAAACUUCAGUCGAUGAUCGAGGAGACGUGGAAACGUGGCUUUGAUCCUCAAGGAGCUGCUCAUUUUAAGAAUAAACUGCAGGGCACUCGGGCUUGGAUUGGAGCAACAGAAAUUUAUUCUCUGCUGACGUUUCUAAGAGUAAAGUGUCGAAUUAUUGACUUUCAUCGCCCCACGGGACCAGGAGGUACACAUCCCCAGUUGUUUGAGUGGAUAAAGCAAUACUUUUCUUCAGGCAGAGAUACGGGAUUGACGUUACAUCCAAGGGUCAUAUGGACAAACAAAACUCCAAUCUAUCUCCAGCACCAAGGUCACAGUCGGACUAUUGUAGGAAUAGAAGAAAGGAACAAUGGAUCACUUUGCCUUUUGAUUUUUGACCCUGGGAGCCACUGCGAAGCAAUGCAAAAGCUUUUACUCCACGAUAUGAAUGCAGGACAUCUAAAAAUGAUCCGUAGAUUCAUUGGGAGCAUGAAACAUAAACAAUAUCAGAUAGUGGCAGUUGAUGGUUUUCUGUCAGUUGAGGAAAAAAAUGCUCGCAAGCAAGCUUCUGCAGUGCUGACGGCAGAAAAAGUGCCAUAAUAGAACACAAGCUUUGUUUCAAUAUACACUUCCACAUUGUAAUCCCUUUACAUAGUCCUUCAUUUGGAUAAAACGUUAAUUCCAAGUUGCACAUCAAUUCCUACUCAAUCUUUGUUGAUUGGAAAGAUUUGUGCAGAUGACAAUUUUAACAUUGAGAAUUUAAAGUUGCUGUCCUGGUUUUAAUCCCACACAUUAGGUCAAAAUAAUAAGGUUUUUCUUAACCUGGAGGAAAAGACAAGCAAUUAACAUCACCUGUAUAGAUGAGACUGAGUGUGGCAAUGUUUCCCAAUCCACCUAGUUUCAGUAUUGUAUAGUUUUCUAGUGAAAAUGGUAGUGGUGUUUAUCUAUGUUGUUUGGUGUUGGUGUAAACAAUUAAACAAAGGUUACAGAAGGCCUCAUUUUACAGUA
This is a messenger RNA of Callorhinchus milii (elephant shark), 2321 nucleotides long. It is a transcript of the gene zup1, whose product is annotated as zinc finger containing ubiquitin peptidase 1. The transcript is spliced from 10 exons. Bases 102 to 1913 code for a protein of 603 amino acids. Lineage: Eukaryota; Metazoa; Chordata; Chondrichthyes; Chimaeriformes; Callorhinchidae. The record is from RefSeq and is a predicted model, not a curated record.